Thunnus maccoyii (southern bluefin tuna) is the source of this 5263-nucleotide messenger RNA. RefSeq names its product EH domain binding protein 1 (gene ehbp1). The transcript is spliced from 25 exons. The record is from RefSeq and is a predicted model, not a curated record. Gene Ontology annotation, molecular function: protein binding. The coding region runs from base 730 to 4569 and encodes 1279 amino acids. Lineage: Eukaryota; Metazoa; Chordata; Actinopteri; Scombriformes; Scombridae.
CCAAGUGAGCGGUCUAACUAUCAGUAACUAUCGGACUACUUUGUCGUGGGAAUACCUGUCGGGGGGCGGGUUGAACACUUUUGUUUAACUUAAAGUUUGAGGACAAGCUCAAAUAAAUGGUAUUUGUGUAAUUGUCUUCAGUGUUGAAGCUCUCGCCUCACCUGUGGAGCAAAUGUGUCAACUGACUGGCGAGCAACGGUUUCCGCUCGUGCCGUGUUAUGAUGGCUAGCAGGCUAGCUAGCUGUACGGCUGGUGCUGCUGCAAAAAGAAGGCGAUAAUUAGCUAGCAAGCGGGCGACAGUUCGCUAUCUCCUAACCGAUAAGGCCUCUUAACGGAUAACGCGUUGGAGAUCACACUGAGGAAGAUCAUCAGAUAAAGAUAUGAUAUUUUUACCCAGUGGAUUACUCAUCAUGCCCUUUUGAAAUUCUGGAGUGAUUUUCUUGAUAACAUCAUGCGCGCCGUCAAAUCAGACCUCGACCACUGCUGCAGAGAUUUUGUGUCCUUACAUUUGGAUUUAUCGGGCAGUUUUUAAAGAGCAGCAGCCACGACUGGAUGUGCAGUCUUAUCUUUUAUUUCAGUGUGCUUCCAGUAAAAUAUUAGCUAUGUGUUUACGCGGGUUGGAUAUGCCCAGAUACAUAUAAACAUUAGCGUGACUUAGUGCGAAGGAAGCCCAAAGAAGGAAGCCCAGGGCGGGAUAGGCACACAGAAACUACCCGUUCCCAAAGAAACAUGGCUUCGGUGUGGAAGAGACUGCAACGUGUGGGGAAGCAUGCCUCCAAAUUCCAGUUCGUGGCUUCCUAUCAGGAACUGAUGGUGGAAUGCACUAAGAAAUGGCAACCAGACAAACUGGUGGUGGUUUGGACGCGCAGGAGUCGGCGGAAAUCCUCCAAGUCUCACAGCUGGCAGCCUGGCAUCAAAAACCCCUACAGAGGAGUGGUGGUGUGGCCUGUACCGGAGAACAUUGAGAUCACUGUCACUCUUUUUAAGGACCCCCAUGCAGAGGAGUUUGAAGACAAAGAGUGGACGUUUGUCAUUGAAAAUGAGUCUCCAUCAGGGCGGAGGAAGGCCUUGGCCACCAGCAGUAUAAACAUGAAGCAGUACGCCAGUCCCAUGCCCACACAGACAGAUGUCAAACUCAAGUUUAAGCCCCUGUCGAAGAAGGUGGUGUCGGCCACGCUGCAGUUCUCCCUUUCCUGCAUCUUUCUCCGUGAGGGAAAGGCCACUGAUGAGGACAUGCAGAGCCUGGCCAGCCUGAUGAGCAUGAAGCAGGCAGACAUCGGCAACCUGGACGACUUUGAGGAGGAGAAUGAGGAGGACGAGGAGAACAGGGUUAACCAGGAGGAGAAGGCUGCCAAGAUCACAGAGCUGAUCAACAAGCUGAACUUCCUGGAAGACGAGGAUCAGGACACGCCUCCUGCCAUGAGCACCAAUCCUUUUGAUGAGCCUGACGAUCACCUUCAUGACCCAAACAACCUCAACCCAUUCGGUGAUCCUGAUGAGGAAGAACCUCCUGACCAGCCCGUCUUACGGCAGCGGGUUGAUGAGGAUUCCUUCUACGACCACAACUCUUCAAACCCAUUCAGUGAACCAGAUGAACUCGAGACGCACACGUCCCCAGGGAACCCCUUUGAUGAGCCGGACCAGGACAUGGACCCUGAGCCAGACCCAGAACCCCCAAAGCCCAGGCAGAGGGUAGGGGUGCGGCCUGUCGACAUGAGCAAGUACUUGUACGCCGACACCACCCACAACGAGGAGGAGGAGCUUGAUGAAUCCAACCCGUUCUAUGAGCCAAGGACAUCGAGCCCCACACGGACCCCCGCUGGCACCCCCUCCCUGGAUGUGGGCAGCAGCCAAAAGAGGAGGGCUCCCCCGCCCCCAAGUUCCAGCCCUGGCCUCGGCCCCAGUCCGCCAGCUCCCAAACCCAGCUCUGGCCCAGACAGGGAGAGAACCCAGCCAGCCGGGCCCAGCCCAGUGGCAGCAGUGAUUGGGAGAGAGCUGGCCUCAUCUUCCCCCAAGCCCAGCCCCGUCCCAAGCCCGGUUCUGGGAGGGAAGCCCAACGCUAGCCAGUCUCUUCUGGCCUGGUGCCGCGAAGUCACCAAGAACUACCGCGGGGUGAAGAUCACCAACUUCACCACCUCCUGGAGGAACGGUCUGGCCUUCUGCGCCCUGCUGCACCACUUCAGACCUGACAUAAUAGACUACAAGUCGCUCAAUCCUCAGGAUAUUAAAGAAAACAACAAAAAGGCGUAUGAUGGGUUUGCGAGCCUGGGCAUCUCCCGUCUCCUGGAACCAUCCGACAUGGUGCUGCUGGCCAUUCCUGACAAGCUUACAGUGAUGACCUACCUGUACCAGAUCCGGGCCCACUUCUCCGGUGAGGAGCUCAACGUGGUUCAGAUAGAAGCCAACAGCAGUCGCAGCACCUACAAGGUGGGCGACUUUGAAACCGAUACAAACGCCUCCAUAGGCCAGGACAAGUUCUACGCUGAACUCAAUGACGUGCAGCCGCGCCAGGCUGACUCUUCACCCGUUUCAUCUGCUGCUGGUGUUAACACCGAAUCUAACGGCACUAAAGGCGCUGAGGAAGAGGCGAUGGAGCCAGGUUGGAAGGCAGAAGUAGGAGCAGUUACAGCCAGCUUGCAAACAGCAGGGCCUUUGCAAACCUCACCUCCUGUCCCAUCACCACGCACAGCUUUGGGCACCUCCUCAACAGACUCGACCCAUGUGACACCGUCAGGCUCUGAGGACAGGGGGAAUCUGCUCAAAGCCCACACUUUAGACCUUAGCGAGUUACCACAGAGGGUAGAUAGAGAGAUGGAGAAAGAAAGACAGCAGUAUGAUGAGGUGGGAGAGAAAAGGAGAGACGGAGGUAUGGAGCCAGGGUCUCCCACCAGGAGAGGAGCCCCUUCCUCCUCUUCUCCACCGCACCAGAAGCUGGGCUUCUCCUAUAACAGGGACGCCGACCUCAUCAAGAAGAAGAGGGCCAGCCUGCGUCACUCGGAGUCUGAGCCUGCCUCAGACACCAGCUCCCCUCCAGUCAACCACACAGAUAUGCCCCCUAAACAGGAGCCAACACCUGCCCCUGUAUCAAGUCCCCCAGCUGAGAAGAAGGUGCUGUCUCGUCAGGAGGAGCUGAAGGAGAGAGCCAGACUCCUCCUGGAGCAGGCCCGCAGAGACGCUGCAAUGAAGGCCGGCAACAAGAACGUCCCCAACUCAGCUGUCACCGCACCAAACAGGGCCACAAAUGUCAGCGAUGAGCGGGAUGCAGAGCGGCGGAGACAGCUGAGAGAGCGAGCCAGGCAGUUGAUAGCUGAGGCUCGAUCCGGAGUCAAGAUGUCUGACAUGAGCCUGCUGGACCCAUCCAGCACUGAGAGAGUCAAGGGCAGCAAGGCUAGCCCUGCUGGAGAUGUUUUGGACGGAGUGAGAGGUCAUCAUGAGGGUGACGGUGUUGAUGGUGAAAGGGGUGAGGAUGAGGAAGAGGGGAGGGCUGAGGAGGAGCAGUUCCAUUUUGGUGGUGGUGGUGAUGAUGAUGAUGAUGAUACUGUUGCUGCUACCACGUCUGCGUCUGCCCUGGUUACUAACCCACUGCCACUGGAGGCCCCUCUUCCAGCUACUUCCAGCACCCAGGGGCCCCUGGAGCUUACUAACCCCAGCUCUGAGCUAUCCUCUUUGGGAACAAACAGUAAGCAUGUGGACCUGAAGCUGAAGAAGCUGGCGGAGGUCAGGCCAGGAGGAGUCACCUCCCCUUCAUCCCCGUCCUCCACCUCCUCCUCAUCCACGCCUACUGCCUCUUCCACCUCCCCACUCAGCCCUGCGGAAGGACUGGAGAAUAAUGCUGAGGAGUUACGAGCAGAGCGGCUGCGCAGAGCAACAGAGAGGUUGCGUAGCCCGGUAGUCUUCAACAAGGACUCAGCUGUCAGGAAAACACAGCUGAAGUCCUUCAGCCAGUAUGUGGAGAGCAGACCAGAGGUGAAAAGACAGAAGUCUGUACCUGAAGAUCUGAGGAGGGCCGAGGAGGAUAGAGGUUCACCGACGGAGAUCGAUAUCCGCAGACCAUUUGAAGAAGAGAAGGCGUUCAAAGACACCAGUCAGUAUGUGGUUGGGGAGCUGUCUGCGCUGGAGAGCGAGCAGAGGCACAUAGACGCCCGAGCAGCUCGCGUGGAGAAGAGGCUGCGCUAUCUCAUGGACACAGGCAACAACAAGGAGGAGGAGGAGGCCAUGAUGCAGGAGUGGUUCAUGUUGGUCAACAAGAAGAACGCCCUCAUCAGACGACAGAAUCAGCUCUCUCUGCUGGAGAAAGAGCACGAUCUGGAGAGACGCUUCGAACUGCUGAACAGAGAGCUGAGAGCCAUGCUGGCCAUCGAGGACUGGCAGAAGACGGAGGCCCAGAAGAGACGAGAGCAGCUGCUGCUGGAUGAGCUGGUCAUACUGGUCAACAAACGAGACGCGCUGGUCAGGGACCUGGACGCCCAGGAGAAACAGGCCGAGGAGGAGGACGAGCACCUGGAGAGGACGCUGGAGCAGAACAAAGGCAAGAUGGCCAAGAAAGAGGAGAAGUGUGUCCUUCAAUGAUUGUCAUUACAGAGAAAACACAACCAACAAAUGUAGCCGAUAAAAGAAAUGUAUCAUUACGAUUAUUGAUAUAUUAUUAUUAUUAUUAUUAUUAUUAUUAUUAUUUGAUAGUAGCUUUCCUAGACAUUUCUAUGAGUUGUUGGAUUCCUGCUCUGGUUGUUGUUUUUUGGUGAAACUAACAGCAGAGACUCGGCUGGAUUAAGAAGCCCUGCGAUGCUUUUGCACCAACUUUAUACUGACUCAAACUGUCCCACUAUAUAUAUAUAUAUAUAUAUAUUAAUAUAUAUAUAUUUAUAUAUAUAUAUACGAUAUUUUUUAUGUUAAUUUGCUUUAAGAACGGUACUUGUAUGUGAUAUGAAAAUGUAUGACGAGACAAAAGCAGUGCAAACCCCCCUUAUCAGACAGAUGGGAUAUUUGUAUGUAAUGAUGCAGCAGCAGCCUCCAUCCUGUCUGAAUGUGGAGACCAGUCGGAUUGAGGUACAGCACAACUGGGUUUAAUGGGGGGGGGGGGAUUUUUCUUUAUUUUUUUUUUUCUUCUUUUCAUGAUGUUGAGAAGAUGAGUUGGACUUUUAAAAAAAACCAGAAACAAGAGUCGUUAUAAUAUCAGUCUUUUCAAGCUACUUCAUUACUUGACUGUGUAUCUUUUAAUUAUUUCACUUUAAAGUUUUUACUUGUAAAAUAUCUUAAAAAGAGG